AGCCCUCACCGUUCUUGUUUUUCCUAUCCUACCUUUUUUGGUUCUUUGUUUGCUCAUUCUUUUCCUUCUCAGCGAGGGAGUCGCUGCAAUGCCGCUUUACGAGGGUCUCGGCAGUGGCGGGGAAAAAACCGCCGUGGUGAUCGAUCUGGGCGCGGCCUUCACCAAAUGUGGCUUUGCAGGAGAAACAGGUCCCAGAUGUGUCAUACCUAGUGAAAUAAAGAAACCUGGUGUUUCAAAGCCUAUCAGAGUUGUUCAAUAUAACAUCAAUACGGAAGAAUUGUAUUCGUACCUGAAGGAAUUCAUUCACAUGCUUUAUUUCAGGCAUUUGCUGGUGAACCCUCGAGAUCGCCGGGUUGUGAUCGUGGAAUCUGUAUUGUGCCCUUCUCACUUCAGAGAGACGCUCACAAAAGUUCUAUUCAAGUAUUUUGAGGUUCCUUCAGUGUUAUUUGCGCCAAGUCAUCUGAUGUCUCUUCUAACACUUGGAAUUAAUUCUGCAAUGGUUUUGGACUGUGGUUAUACAGAAAGCCUGGUGUUACCUAUUUAUGAAGGAAUUCCUGUACUUAGUUGCUGGGAUGCUCUUCCUUUGGGAGGAAAAGCCAUUCACAAAGAACUGGAGUACCAAUUGCUGGAGCAAAGUACAGUAGAUACAGGAGCCACCAAAGGACAAAGCCUUACCUCAGUGAUGGGUUCUGUUCCAGAAGACAUUGUAGAAGACAUAAAGGUUCGCACUUGUUUUGUGAGUGACCUCCAGCGGGGACUGAAAAUUCAGGCAGCAAAGUUUGAUAUGGAUGGUAGCGCUGAGCGUCCAACUCCACCGCCAGAUGUAGACUAUCCACUGGAUGGAGAGAAGAUUUUGCAUAUCAAUGGAGUAAUCAGAGAUUCUGUUGUCGAAGUACUCUUUGUCCAGGACAAUGAAGAGAAAUCCGUGGCUACUUUAAUACUGGACUCUCUUAUGGAGUGCCCAAUAGAUACUAGGAAGCAACUGGCUGAGAACUUGAUGGUAAUUGGGGGUACAGCUAUGUUACCAGGAUUCCUGCACAGAUUAAUGGCCGAAAUACGAUACCUGGUAGAAAAGCCCAAGUACAAGGAGAUCCUGGCCUCAAAGAACUUCCGGGUGCACAUGCCACCAGCCAAGUCGAACUGUGUGGCCUGGUUAGGAGGGGCCAUUUUUGGAGCUCUCCAGGACAUUCUUGGCAGUCGUUCAGUAUCGAAGGAAUAUUACAAUCAAACAGGACGCAUCCCUGAUUGGUGCUGCCUAAAUAACCCUCCUUUGGAAAUGAUGUUUGAUGUAGGAAAAACACCUCCACCAUUGAUGAAGAGGGCUUUUUCCACAGAGAAAUAACAGUUCUGUUCUUGCUAUGGCGCUGCCUUCUUUUCUCAUCUACCUGAAGUUGGACAGUUAAGGAGUUCAGUGGAAUAUGUUGGAUAAAUCUGCAAGCUAAAUUCUGGGGCACUGGCCACAAUUUUGGCUGAUUACGUUCCUUUCUGUCCGUUACAUUGGCUUAAGAUGAUGCCCCAGUGAUGUUUAUUUAUAUACACAAGUAAUAUAAAUGCUCAAGCUUUUAAUGUUAUUUAAAGU
Protobothrops mucrosquamatus (brown spotted pit viper) is the source of this 1579-nucleotide messenger RNA. RefSeq names its product actin related protein 10 (gene ACTR10). Gene Ontology annotation, biological process: retrograde axonal transport of mitochondrion. The record is from RefSeq and is a predicted model, not a curated record. Lineage: Eukaryota; Metazoa; Chordata; Lepidosauria; Squamata; Viperidae. The transcript has 13 exons. The coding region runs from base 89 to 1342 and encodes 417 amino acids.